AUGUCGAGCCCUGAUAUGUCACCAGGAAGAUUUACUAUCCAGUAUGCUACCAAAUUAGCCCAGUCUUUAAAACGAAAGCGGUUACGUCAAGCCCAACAAAGUGCAAAGCGAAGACGCCUUGAACUUAAAAGUGAGAGACUGUCGAAAGACGCUUCUCAGAUGGUGCUUGAAGGUGCAACAUACAGUUCCAACAUUGGAUUUGAUGAGGCUACUGACAUAGAAGACAUCAGUUUUGCUACAGAGGAUAUAUCUUUAGACAACAGUCCCUUGAUAGUUUCUGAUCUCGAAACAACUGGAUUAAGUUAG
Messenger RNA from Saccostrea echinata, 306 nucleotides. RefSeq lists its product as uncharacterized. The record is from RefSeq and is a predicted model, not a curated record. The transcript is spliced from 2 exons. The coding region runs from base 1 to 306 and encodes 101 amino acids. NCBI's taxonomy places the organism in Eukaryota, Metazoa, Mollusca, Bivalvia, Ostreida, Ostreidae.